Molecule: messenger RNA, 1560 nt
Organism: Candida albicans SC5314
Lineage: Eukaryota; Fungi; Ascomycota; Pichiomycetes; Serinales; Debaryomycetaceae
Gene: SHE3
Product: She3p
Exons: 1
Coding region: 1-1560 (519 amino acids)
Biological process (GO): endoplasmic reticulum inheritance; mRNA transport
Source: RefSeq, a predicted model, not a curated record
AUGACAGAUACUCCAAACUCCCCACUGAAGAGUACGACAAAGUCUGCCAGCUCAUCCACUAAAGUUAUUGAUUCUUUACAUUCCAAAAUAGAUGAAUUAACUGAUGAAUUAACUGCGUUAAAGCAAUCACAUCAAGAGUUGACGAAAAAACAUUCCAUUACAGCUAAGAAAAAUGAUUCCUUUGUUGAUCAAUUAGCUAAUGCCAAACAUGAAAAUGAUAUGUUAUCGGCGUUAUUAAAAAGAAAAGAACGUCGUAUUUUGGAUUUAGAAGACCAAUUUAAUGAGUUAACUAGUCAAAAUGAAAGUUUGGUGCUUAGCAAUAAGAAUAUGAAAAUUAGAUGUGAAAAUUUACAAUCCAACUCUAAUGCUAAUAUUGCUGAAUUUGAAAGAUUGAAAAUCAGUUAUGACGCGUUGAUUGCUUCUCAAAUGGAGUAUAAGAAUCAUUAUCAGCAAGAAUUAAACAGUUUACAAACUGCUUUUGAUAACUAUAAAUUGGAAAACACUAGACGAUUUGAGGAAUUACAAACUUCUAUUGUCAGUAAUGAUAAAGAUAUUGACACUUUAUUGGAUUCUUUAACCAACAAACGUAAGGCUAUGGACAAUAUUUAUGUCAAUAAAAAUAACAAAGUAUUACAAUUGUUGGGAAAUUUAGCUCAUUUGGCCAAAUUACAUGGACAAGAUACUAAAUCUCAAGUUGAACAAAAUGUAAGUGUUAUAGAGCAAUUAUUGGCUAAGCAUCCUGAUUUGCAAGAAAAGAUAUUGGAAAAGGAAAAAAUUGAAGUUGAUUUAGCUGAGAUUAUAGCUCAUAGCAAUGAUGUGUUAGCAAAUAGUUCAUUCGACGAGGACACAACUUUAAUCAAUUCUCCAGAUUUGGAAAAUAACCAAAAUUUCAAUACUACUCACAGCACUUCUGGUUCGGCUACUCCUAACAGCAACAGUCAUUCUUUACAAUCGAAAAAGAGAAAGAACUAUAAACGUAAUUCCUUGAUUUUGAAAGAACUGCCACCAAUCAUACUGGAAAAUGUUCCAAGUUCUUUACCAAAGAAGCCUCAGGUUAAUAAUAAUCUUAUCAACAUACCUAAAGCUAGAUCCAAGUUUAAUACCCCACCAACAACACCUAGACAAUUUACAAACCACAAUAACGACUUUGAAGUAACACAUCAAUGGAAUGGCAACAAUAACAUCAAUAACCAUCGUCGUAACAACAGUGUUGAUUCUAGAUCAGAUAACAGUCAACAUCGUCGUAACAAUAGCUACGAUUCCAGAUCAGAUCAUGGCCAACACCGUCGUCAACCAAGUCAGCAAAAUAAUAACUACAACAACAACAACUACAACAACAACAACAAUAAUAAUAACAAUAACAGUAAUAAUGGUUUUGUUAAACGAAGUGGUUCUGUUAGAAAUGUUAACAAUUAUAACAACAAUAAUGGGAAUGCUAACAAUAAUGGUAACAACCAUGGGAAUAAAUCUAAAAGAAGAUCGACCUAUAAUAACAACAACAACAACAAUAGCAAAAGAAAUUCGCAACUUUUCGAUAAUAACUUUGUAUUAAAUGUAUAG